This is a messenger RNA of Diutina rugosa, 675 nucleotides long. RefSeq names its product Hsp90 cochaperone (gene SBA1). The transcript has a single exon. NCBI's taxonomy places the organism in Eukaryota, Fungi, Ascomycota, Pichiomycetes, Serinales, Debaryomycetaceae. Gene Ontology annotation, molecular function: Hsp90 protein binding; protein-folding chaperone binding. Gene Ontology annotation, cellular component: cytosol; nucleus. Bases 1 to 675 code for a protein of 224 amino acids. The record is from RefSeq and is a predicted model, not a curated record. Gene Ontology annotation, biological process: protein folding; chaperone-mediated protein complex assembly.
AUGGCCCAAGACCCCGAAACUGCGACUGUGUUUCACCCUGUCAUCAAGUGGGCCCAGAGGCUGAAUGCCGACGACGCCACCAAAAACCUUGUGUUUCUUACCGUCGAAGUCAUGGACCCCGUCGACAUGAAGAUCGACUUGACCGAGACCUCGCUCUCUUUCGAGGCCACCGGUCUGGAACUGAAGGUCCACUACAAGUUCCACAUUGACUUCUACCAACCCAUUGACGAGGCCGAAUCGACGUACGACACUAAAGUGGGCUCGCACGUGUUCUUUGUGUUGCGCAAAUCGGUGAAGCAGGCGGAAUACUGGCCUCGCUUGACUAAGGACAAGCUCCGCCACCCCUCGAUCAAGACCGACUUUGACAAGUGGGUCGACGAAGACGAACAGGACGAACACCGCGCCGACGACGACGACAUGCUUGCGGGCAUGGGCGGCGCUGGUGCUGGUGCUGGUGGCAUGGACUUCAGUCAAUUGAUGGCGGGCAUGGGCGGUGCCGGUGGUCCCGGUGGCGCCGGUGGCGCUGGCCCCUCGCAGGCUGACCUUAUGAAGCUUAUGUCCCAAAUGGGCCAAGCCGGUGGCGACAAUGCCGACGGUGACUUGUCGAACUUGGCUAGCACCCUUGGUAAGGCGGGCGGUGACGAAAAGGAGGAAGAAGCGGCUGAAGAAAAGUAA